Strigops habroptila (Kakapo) is the source of this 2338-nucleotide messenger RNA. It is a transcript of the gene CPXM1, whose product is annotated as carboxypeptidase X, M14 family member 1. Gene Ontology annotation, molecular function: zinc ion binding; metallocarboxypeptidase activity. The coding region runs from base 1 to 2217 and encodes 738 amino acids. The transcript has 15 exons. NCBI's taxonomy places the organism in Eukaryota, Metazoa, Chordata, Aves, Psittaciformes, Psittacidae. Gene Ontology annotation, biological process: proteolysis. The record is from RefSeq and is a predicted model, not a curated record.
AUGGAUUUCCCGGGAGCACCAGCACUGACGGUGCCACCGAGCCGCUGGGCCUGGCCGCGCUCCGGCCGCGGGGUGCGCGGGGGCUCCAUCGGCAUCGCUGCCGGCACGGGCUACGGCGCCUUUAAGCACCGGGGGGGCCACGGCGGCGCCCCCCCCCCCCCCCCCCCCACCGGCCCCGCUGCCUCCGGGCGCCUGCAGGAGCGGGGGGCCGGGACCACAGCCGCAGCGCCCCGGAGGAGGCUGGUUCGGGUUAAAGUGGUGAGGAGGAAGGUGGUGAAAAAGAAGGUGCUGAAGAAGAGGCCGAAGGCUCCAGCCAAGGAUGUGGCUGCUCCACAGGAGCCUUCGUGCCCCCCCCUGGGGCUGGAGUCACUGCGGGUGCAGGACUCGCAGCUCCGCGCCUCCAGCCACAAGCGCUACGGGCUGGGAGCGCACCGCGGCCGCCUCAACAUCCAGUCGGGGCUCUACGACGGGGACUUCUACGACGGGGGCUGGUGCGCGGGGCAGGAGGACGCGGGGCAGUGGCUGGAGGUGGAUGCUCGAGGUCUCACCAACUUCACCGGCGUCAUCACCCAGGGCCUCAACUCCAUCUGGACGUACGACUGGGUGACGUCCUACAAGGUCCAGGUCAGCAACGACACGUACACGUGGCACCCGUGCCGCAACGGCACCGAGGAGGCGGUCUUCCCCGGGAACAAGGACCCCGAGACGCCGGUGCUGAACGUGCUGCCGGAGCCGGUGGUGGGGCGGUACCUGCGCAUCAACCCGCAGACCUGGUUCCCCAACGGCACCAUCUGCCUGCGGGCUGAGGUGCUGGGCUGCCCGCUGCCCGACCCCAACAACAUCUAUGCCCAGCACAGCCAGCCCCUGCCCACCAGCAAGCUGGACUUUCGCCACCACAACUACAAGGAGAUGAGAAAGCUGAUGAAGCGGGUGAGCGAUGAGUGUCCCGACAUCACCCGCGUCUACAGCAUCGGGAAGAGCUACCUGGGCCUCAAGAUGUACGUCAUGGAGAUCUCGGACAACCCCGGGCAGCACGAAGUGGGAGAGCCGGAGUUCCGCUACGUGGCCGGGAUGCACGGCAACGAAGUGCUGGGCCGGGAGCUGCUGCUCAACCUGAUGGAAUACCUGUGCCGGGAGUUCCGGGCGGGCAACCCCCGCGUGGUGCAGCUGGUGACCGAGACCCGCAUCCACCUCCUGCCCUCCAUGAACCCCGACGGCUACGAGACCGCGUACAAGCUGGGCUCCGAGCUGUCAGGCUGGGCCAUGGGCCGCUGGACCUACGAAGGCAUCGACCUCAACCACAACUUCGCCGACCUCAACACGGCGCUGUGGGAUGCUGAGGACAACGACAUGGUGCCCCACGACUUCCCCAACCACUACAUCCCCAUCCCCGAGUAUUACACCUUCGCCAAUGCCACGGUGGCGCCGGAGACGCGGGCGGUGAUCGACUGGAUGCAGCGGUACCCGUUCGUGCUGAGCGCCAACCUGCACGGCGGGGAGCUGGUGGUCACCUACCCCUUCGACAUGACCCGCACCUAUUGGAAGGCGCAGGAGCUGACCCCCACGGCCGACGACGGCGUGUUCCGCUGGCUGGCCACCGUGUACGCCACGUCCAACCUGGCCAUGGCCAGCGAGGAGCGGCGCCUCUGCCACUACGACGACUUCACCCGCUUCGGCAACAUCAUCAACGGCGCCAACUGGCACACGGUGCCCGGCAGCAUGAACGACUUCAGCUACCUGCACACCAACUGCUUCGAGAUCACGGUGGAGCUCUCCUGCGACAAGUUCCCGCACGCCUCCGAGCUGCCGGCAGAGUGGGAGAACAACCGGGAGUCCCUCCUGCUCUACAUGGAGCAGGUUCACCGCGGGAUUAAGGGGGUGGUUCGGGAUGGAGACACAGAGCAGGGAAUCGCCAACGCCAUCAUCUCUGUGGAUGGCAUCAACCACGACGUCCGGACGGCUUUUGACGGGGACUACUGGCGGCUGCUGAACCCGGGCGAGUAUGAGGUGACGGCGCGGGCCGAGGGCUACGAGGCGGCCACGCAGCCGUGCCGGGUGUCCUUCGAGAACGUGCCGACCCCCUGCAGCUUCCGCCUGCACCGGACGCCGCGGCCGGGGGCACCGCGGCCGGGGGGGGCCCGCCUGCCCCCCGACCCGCCGCUGCGCCUGCAGCGACAGCGCCUGCGCCGCCUGCGCGCCCACCGCCGCGCACCGUGAGCGGGCGGCGGGCAGCCCCGGGGCCGCGGGCUCGGCGCGGGGGGGACCGGGGCAGCCGGAGCGGGCGCUCCCGCCGUCGCCGCUGUGCGGGACGCUGCCCAGUAAAGUUGGCUGCGCUGCC